AGGAGAAGAUUGUGCUGUGCUGGCUGUGUAAAGAAAAACAACAAUGGUUCAAGCAGAAAUACAUCUGAAAAUAUUCGGUGACGGCUGAUCUUGGCUUGGCGUGCAGACCGUGAACUAUGGAGAAACCAGGGUCGGGUUUUAUGCCAGGUGUCCUGUCCAAUCACACGACUUCAAAUGACACAUCUAGCCAGUGGAGACCUACCAAGCCUACCCCACCAAGCUUGGAAGAGGUCAUCCACUCCGAGUCCCAAAUUAAACACCUAGUGGGGUUACUCUGCAUGGUGACCCUUAACCUUGCGGCCUUGCUAGGCAACAGUGGAGUUAUUUUGGCCAUCGCCCGAGCUCCACACUCAAAGAAAUAUGUAUUUGUGUGUCAUCUUUGUUCAGUGGAUUUGCUUUGUUCCAUAUUAUUGAUGCCUCUUGGAAUUAUAUCGAGCUCUCCAUUCUUUAGUGCUGUGACAUUUACGGUUCUGGAAUGCCAGGUUUACAUCUUUCUUAAUGUUCUUCUGGUCUGCGCUUCUAUUCUCACUGUAACUGCUAUUAGUGUGGAACGCUACUACUACAUUGUUCAUCCAAUGCGCUAUGAGGUAAAGAUGACUUUACACCUGGCUCUUGGUGUCAUGGUAUUUAUCUGGGUGAAAUCCGUCCUUUUAGCACUUGGUACCUUGCUAGGUUGGCCAGCAUACGGGAACCAAAGUUCCAUCGCCGCCGCUCAUUGUUCUCUGCACUGGAGUCACAGUCGUCUCAGGAAAGUGUUUGCUAUUCUAUUUAGCGUGGUGUGCUUCCUGCUUCCUGCAGUUGUGAUCUUUGCCGUGUACUCUAAUGUCUACAAGGUGGCAAGGUCAGCCGCCCUUCAACACGCUCCCAUGCCCACCUGGCCCACCAAUCCUGAUAAAUGUCGCUCAGAUUCCAUCAAUAGCCAAACCACUAUCAUUACCACCACACGCAGUCUGCCCCAGAGACUGUCCCCAGAAAGGAUUUUUGGGGGUGGCAAGGCUGCUCUCACUCUUGUGGUUAUUGUAGGACAGUUUCUGUUGUGUUGGCUCCCGUACUUUACCUUCCACCUCCACAUGUCCAUCAAUGUUCCACUUCAGAAUCCAGGAAACAUAGAGGAAAUUGUGACCUGGCUGGCGUACUCCUCAUUUGCAGUCAACCCAUUUUUCUACGGCCUGCUCAACAGGCAGAUUCGAGAGGAACUGAUUAAGCUAAGAAAAUGCUGUGCCUCCAGUAGGCCUGUGGAACUCGGAGCCUCUAGCCAUGAGGGAUCCAUCCAAGAGAACUUUCUGCAGUUUCUGCAAAGGACUAGUAGCAGGACUGAGACCACAAGGUCCAGUUGUGUCAACAUCAGUCCUAGGAAUACUUUAGACCACGGUGUCAGGAUACCUGGACAGAUUCCUGAGGAGUAA
Molecule: messenger RNA, 1406 nt
Organism: Trichomycterus rosablanca
Lineage: Eukaryota; Metazoa; Chordata; Actinopteri; Siluriformes; Trichomycteridae
Gene: gpr61l
Product: G protein-coupled receptor 61-like
Exons: 2
Coding region: 117-1406 (429 amino acids)
Biological process (GO): G protein-coupled receptor signaling pathway
Cellular component (GO): signaling receptor complex; plasma membrane; endosome
Molecular function (GO): G protein-coupled receptor activity
Source: RefSeq, a predicted model, not a curated record